AUGCCAACCAAAGGAAGAAAAGGCGAGAAGGAUGGUGGUUCAAAGAAAAGAAAAAUGGCUACCACACCAGAGCCAACUCCAACUGUUCCUCGGAAGAAAGAUAGCGUAAAGAAAUCAAGACUAUCAGACAAAGGUGACAGUUUGGCAACUGCCACCAUGCCUAGAAAGGCCUCCAAAGGGAAGAAAGAUACUCCAGCGACCACACCUGAUCCGAAGAAGAAGGAGGCAGAAUCUCUGAAAGUACCAGAUAAUACAGUAGAGAAGAAAGAAGACGCGAAGACUACAAAAUCGGCAUCUCCCAAACCACCCCGUCAAGAUUCAAUAACAGCGACAUCUGGCAACAACAGCAACCCUGAGACUGCAACGACUGAUGAUACAGCGAAAGCCAAUGACACCAAACCACCACUGGUAGCACAAACGCCGAAACCCGCUCCACAAAAAGAGACUCCCAGUCGAGGACGACCACCAGCACCCGCUGUUAAAACCACUAGUGAUCCCACCGUUGGGGCCCCCGAUUUAACGGCGUCGGGAAAGAAUCCAAAAAAGCCGACAAAGAGGCAAUCGCUGAAAAUAGACACUUCCAAGACAAAGUCGGAAAUUGGAGACAAAGGGAAGUCUCCAAGGCCUGAUGCCAAAAUGGAUAAUCAUCCAUACCAACGAGGAUCCGUCAUUGAGGUUUUGCAUGGGGUCGAAGAAAAUAGUGAAGAUGAGGAGGGUUGGUGGUCAGAGGAUUCCGAAGAAAAGAAAUUCGAGGACAAACCAGGGACUUCGGUACGCUUGUGCGAUGUGAUCGAUCGGGUGCCUCAUGGGGACAAGUGGAGGUAUUAUGUGCACUAUCGAGAUUUCAAUCGACGAAUGGACGAAUGGAUCAGCAUGGAAAGGAUCAUAUCUCCUCCUAGUGUCGGAAACGCAAAGGCACGGGCAAUCAAGCAGGAAAAGAAAAAAGAGGAACGGAAGAAGCAGCGGACAGAGGUUAAGAAAGAAGAGAAUAUAGAUGUGUCGGCUCCCAGGGCGAGUCGCCGACGUUAUUCUACUCAGCCUCCAGGUAGCGCGGAUCCCAGUCUGCUUGAUCUGGAUCCUGAAACGCCACGGCGGACUCGUCAUUCUCGCAAGAAGAGCAUUGAUGAGACCAUGGUUGGCUCUGUGACCUCCAAUGAGAAUACCGAACCGCAACCCGAACCUGUUGCCCCAGUCAUGGCGGCUGAAAAGGGAAUCGUAGCGCUGCCAACUCAGGCAGGUACUCAUACCACCACAGUUGGAGAACACGUGGUUCAUACCAUCUCGGCACAGGAAUUAGAUGAGCACGAAGGGCUGGACGAUGCUGCCUUGCGUGAACACGAGGAAGUCACCAAGGUCAAGAAUGUAGCCUUUUUGGAACUUGGAGCAUACCAAAUGGAAACUUGGUACUUUUCUCCUUUGCCGAAGGAGCUACUCUCGGAGCAAGGGUAUACAGAAGUCUUGUACGUUUGCGAAUUCACCUUCUCCAUGUUUGCACGAAAGAGCGAAUUACAGCGUUUCCAAGCUCGUCUACCAUCGCAAGAUAGGCAUCCCCCUGGAAAUGAAAUCUACCGUAGAGGAAACCUUUCCAUGUUUGAGGUCGAUGGUUUUCAAGAGCGCACUUAUUGCCAGAACUUGUGCUAUAUCGCCAAACUGUUUUUGGAUCACAAGACUCUGUAUUUUGAUGUGGAUCCAUUCUUGUUCUACGUCCUGUGCGAAGUCGACGAACGAGGCUUUCAUCCAGUCGGAUACUACAGCAAGGAAAAGUACUCGGACGUUGGCUACAAUCUUGCAUGUAUCUUGACAUUUCCCUGUCAUCAACGUAAAGGUUACGGCCGAUUUCUAAUAGCCUUUUCCUACGAGCUAACCAAGAAAGAAGAGAAAGUUGGGUCACCAGAGAAGCCCAUGUCAGAUCUUGGUCAACAGGCUUACAAACCAUAUUGGGCAUCCACGAUUAUUGAUUUCUUGAGAAAUGAAGUGUCAGAAUCCUCCAGUCUAAGCAUUAUGGAUAUUUCGAAACUAACAUCAAUUAUGGCCGAGGAUAUCGUCUUUACACUAAACCAGUUGGGAUUGUUGAAGAUUAUCAACGGCGUUUAUUUUAUUGCAGCAGAAGAAGGGUUACUCAGUACACUGGCAAAGAAGUACCCUGUGAAGGAACCUCGUGUCGAUCCAUCCUGUUUGCAUUGGACGCCAUAUGCUACGGACGUCAAACGUGACAAAUUCUCGAUUCACAGCAAGAAGCCCAACUUGGAAGCUGAUGAGAAUCGGGGGAGCGGAGGAUUCCCUUGA
Cylindrotheca closterium is the source of this 2286-nucleotide messenger RNA. The record is from the annotation of a GenBank genome assembly. Lineage: Eukaryota; Bacillariophyta; Bacillariophyceae; Bacillariales; Bacillariaceae.